AUGAAGAUCAACACAGCUCUCUUCGCCGUGAUGGCAGCCGUCGCCCACGCCUACCCCUUUGACAGGUUUCUCCCGGCCUAUGAGGUAGGCAACCUCGGCGACAAAUCUGCCUACGCUCCGCUUGAUCAUGCCUCCACGAGCGUAGACUUCCAGACCUACAACAGCUACGAGCGCCAUUGCAACUUCUCGGCCUACGGCCAACCCACCGUCUGGGUCCAGCACGCCAGCGCCGGCCUCCCCUCCACGCUCUGGAACCCCGCCCAGUGGGAGUUUGAGAUUCGCCUCGAGCCCAACGGUCAGGCCCCUGAGCACCACCACGCCAAGCAGUGGGGAUUCACAGCCGCCCGCGGCAUUCAGGACACAUGUGACGCGGCCGUCCUAGUUACGACUGGAGAGGAGAGGGUCCGCACCUACAUGGUGGAGCCUUGGCUUGAUGAGGGCGCUAAGCCGGAGGACAAGGGAUACGGGGUUCACGUACUUGCGCGUGUGAACCCGUGCAAGUCCAAAGAAUGUGCUGAGGAGUGGGGCGCGGAUGUGGGCUCCAAGUGGCUCGACUGUGUUGUUAGGGGCACGAUGCGGAGCAUGUGCUGGCCGCAGCAGGUUAAAGUCAUGGUCAAGGGUCCUUCUUCUUCUUCUUCUUCUUCAAACGUGGAGAAGCGAGGCAUCUUUUCAAGCUCAAGAAACGAUUCAGCGACGAUCCUGAGCUACGAGAUUGACCACAACGAGCACGUGGAGGAACCUGAGUCGCGUGGUCUAUCGAAGACGGCCCAGGGGUGGGCCGGCAGCGCGUAUGAUGCCCUGGAUUCACACCUUCGGGGCCCGGCCUUCGGGGUUAGCUUUUUCCGCACAGGGAAGAACAAGAACGAGACCGAGGCCGAGGGUAUGAAGAAUACCAAGACCCGAAAAAUCGGCAGGGAAGUGACCACCGAUUGCCAUGAGGAUGAUAAACUCUCCGGAAGCACCCGUCUCGGCCCUGGCCCAUUCCAAACCACCGAGGGCCUGAACCGCCGCGAUCGCUUGCCAGAGGCAGAGAAGGUGCCGUCGGGAGGUGAGCGUUUGGGCCCUGGACCUUUCCAGUUGGGUGAGACUUGGGUUCAAGAGUUGGUCCAGGAAGCCCUCGACAUGGUACUUGACGAUAGCCCAGAGGUUGAGAGUGGCGAUGGCGAUGGCGAUGGCGAUGGCGAGCAACACUCUGACGCCACAGAGGGUGACUUUGAGGGACUUUUUCGCCGCAACCUACGAGCUGAUCUCGGUCCCGGCCCCGGAGCUUCGCCGCCUGUGCCGGUGGAGGUCUUUGUGGACGAGAAACUCAUCGAGGAUGAGGUCAGUAAUGAGGACGGUCCUCCAUACGUGCGCCACGGCGGAAAAGUGGAGCAGGGACGCGAGGUCUAUGGCCAGCGAGAGGGCUUUGGCACCCGAGGAAAGCAGUCCCUCGGGAGGCAAAGGCGCUCCGACGAACAGGUAAUGAAUAGCGACUACCACGAUGGCCAAGAGCGUGACCCGGCUGACUGGAAUGGAUCUGAUGCAGACAAUGUAGAAGGAAACCAGGCUGCUAGCGGCGAGCACAGCGGGGUCACGCUCGAGUCUGGCCAAGUCGGAAAAGGCCAAAACCCAGACCCUAGAAACAACAGCACAGAGAGCAACAGCGAGAACACGAGCAACAAUCAAAAGAGGGACACGAACGGCGAACCCGAUAUCCAGAAGCAAGAACUAGGACACGGUAAGCGGGACAGUCGACGACGGCCGAGGCCGCCGCAGGAGUACAGGCCGAAGGCGGGCUCUGGUCGAAGCAUCUGGACCGCGUACGAGCGCAUAUUCUCACCAGAGGAGGUAAAGCGCGCAAAGGAUUGCCCGAGGAGGAGGAAGACCAGGGUGGUGAUGGACAGAGCGAUGGCUCGGUGCAGGGAGAUUGGCAGUCGGAGCAGGGACAGGAACAGUGGCAACCUGAGCAAGGACAAGAGCAAUGGCAACCUGAUCAAGGACAAGAGCAAGGACAGGCCGAUCAAGGGCAGGCCGACCAAGGACAACAGCAAUGGCAGCCAGACCAGAGCCAGGGCCAAGAGCAAUGGCAGGCUGAUCAAGGGCAGCAACAAUGGCAACCGGACCAAGGACAACAACAGUGGCAGCCGGACCAGAACCAGCAACAGUGGCAACCGGACCAAGUUCAGCAGCCGGACGCGGGCCAACAGCAAUGGCAACCGGAUCCCGGGCAAGGCGUCUCGCUGGGAGGCAAUGGUGAUGAUCAGAGGAUCCGAUCGGAGUCAUCUACGGGUGGUUCUCUACGUGCGACUGCACAUCACGCCGUUCGACGCGGACCUUCUCAAGACGGUGAUCCCCGCGGCUUCGAUCCUACCGCGGGCGCGCAACAUUUCGUUCCACACGGUCGAGACCUUUCCCGAGAACCGGUACGGGUUCGUAGAGCUGCCGGCGGCGGACGCGGAGAAGGUGCGGAGAAAGUUUAGCGGGUCGACGCUCCGAGGUCACAAGAUGCGCGUGGAGAAGGCGAGGGCGGAGAAGGCGAUCCAGCCGGGCGACGGUGACGAGGCUCUCGAGGCCGAGGUGAGCUCCAAGAAGCGCAAGAAGAGCCGGUCCUCGGCGGGCGAUGGCGAGGAUGGGGGCUCCAAGAAGAAGCGCAAGAGGGACCUGAACACGACGGAAGGGGUGAUGCUGCCCGAGGGUCGCAAGGCUAUGAAGAACCGGAAGAGGUCGAAGAAGGACAAGGCGGAGGCCAAGGACAAGGACAAGGACAAGGGGAAGAAGAGCAAGAGGGUGGUGAAGAGCAAGUACACGGAAAAGGAGGAGUGCUUGAUGAAGGUGGUGAUGCCGGCGAAUGCGCCGGCGCUGGCGGACGCGACGCCCGACGAGCGGAGGAAGAGGCGCAAGAAGGGCAAGGCGCACCGCGAGGUCGUGGUGCACGAGUUCAAGGACACGACCAAGUUCCCGAGCUUUCUUAAAUCGUCGUCCGUUGCGACGGAGUCGACGCAGACGGGGCCGAUACCCUUGCCGUUCGACGAUCCUGUACCCGAGCCUGAACCUCCGCGCAAGGCGAAGCCGGCGCAAAAGGAGCAGCCCAAGGAGGGGGUGAAGAAGGAGGCUGCGACGAAGACUGCGUCGAAGAAGGAGCUGCCUGCGAAGACGGAGGAGAAGGUGGGGAGUGAUGAGGGGUCGGAAAGUAGCGAGCAGGACAGCAGUGAUGACAGCAGUAGCGAUUCUUCUGAGAGCGAGUCCGAGAGCGAAUCGGAGAGCGAGCCCGUCGCUGAUGCCAAGGCCGCGACUGAAAUCGCUACUGUCGAACCCGCUGCCUCUGAAGAGUCAUCAUCCAAGUCUGAUUCUAGUCAGGAUUCUAGCUCCGACUCGGAGUCUGAUGAUUCAGACUCUGCAGAAGUCACAGACGAGAGCAAAGAAGAACAAAUACCCUCCGCCGCAAACACUACGAAUACCGAUAGCCUAAAACCCCUAGUCGACGAGUCACCCACAUCCGCCCGUCCACGAUCCUCGGGCUCGAUGAAGAACCUCUUCAUCAAGAUCCCGCCGCCGCCCAUGACUCCGGCCAAGGUCCAUCCCCUCGAGGCCCUCUACAAACGCACCAAGACAGACGGAGACGCCGCGGACGCCGCGCCCGCUGCCGAGCCUUUUAGCUUCUUCGGCGCAGGAAGCGGCGACGACGAUGACGAGGAUGACGAAGACGCGGACGAAGACGGCGGCUAUCUCCCCGCGCCCGGGGGCCAACCACCUAUGACACCCUUCACACGGCAAGACCUUGAGCUAAGACACGUUCGCAGCGCGGCGCCUACCCCGGACACGGCGCAUCCGGCCCGCAUGCGAGGCCGAGAAACGACCCAAUCGGGCUUCGGAACCGAGGCGCAGGAGGAGUCUGGGUCGGGAACGGCGCCGGCUGCGGGGACGGGUGACUUCCAGAGCUGGUUCUACGAGAACCGGCGUGAGCUCAAUAAAUCGUGGAUGAGCCGGAGGAAGACGGCGAAGAAGGAGAGGCGGCAGCGGGAGAAUAGGGCGCGUGGUGGUGGGCGGAGCUAG
This is a messenger RNA of Parascedosporium putredinis, 4035 nucleotides long. NCBI's taxonomy places the organism in Eukaryota, Fungi, Ascomycota, Sordariomycetes, Microascales, Microascaceae. The record is from the annotation of a GenBank genome assembly.